Aphanomyces invadans is the source of this 327-nucleotide messenger RNA. RefSeq lists its product as hypothetical. Lineage: Eukaryota; Oomycota; Saprolegniomycetes; Saprolegniales; Verrucalvaceae. The record is from RefSeq and is a predicted model, not a curated record. The annotation marks the transcript as partial. The transcript has a single exon. Gene Ontology annotation, molecular function: nucleic acid binding.
AAGCGUGGCCAUACUAUUGUGUAUACUCCGCCGCACCACUCUGAUUUGCAGCCCAUUGAGUUGGUUUGGGCCAUUGUCAAAGGUGAAGUUGGCCGUCGUUAUGACAAUGAAACCAAGUUCGCCGACGUCAAGCUGAUUGACGAGGCAUUUGCUGCUUUGAUAUUUGGUGCUAUGAAGGGAUGCAUCAAAGUUGUCCAAGGAAAGUUGAAGUUGCAGCAUGAUCACUUUGUGCAAGUGGACACAAUGAAUGUGGACGAAGAGUCAUCUGCUGAGAGCGACACCGACGGUGACGAGGAAGAAGCAUGUGAUAACGUAGCGAAGCAUUGA